UGCAUUUUUCUAUUAAGUUUUAAAUACCAGCUAAGACCAGCUUACUGCUUAGUGCUUACUGGCUACUGCCUAGUUAACACUAACGGCAAUAACUCUGAACGUGUCUCCACCAAUAAUAGUAUUAUUUAUAUUUUUUAAUUUUAUAAUUUGUUAAUUAGUCUUAAGUGUGACUAGUUUUACUCACUGAAAGUAAUUAAGUGUAAUUUAAUUGUUAUCUCGAUUUUUUUAUACAUAAAUACCCUUACCUAUAUGCAAUUCAAAUAGUCUUGUGUGGGACUUGUUAAAGUUUAAAACUCUGGUUUCAGUAGCUCAAAUUAAUACCUCUUUUAACAUGGCUAAUGAAGUAUAUAUUGUGUCUGCUGUCCGUACACCGAUAGGGUCAUUUGGCGGCUCAUUGUCAUCCCUGAAAGCUCAUCAAUUAGGCUGCAUAGUUAUUUCAGAAGUACUUAAAAGAGCUAAUGUCAAUUCAAAUGAAGUAUCUGAAGUUAUUCUUGGACAAACCCUCACAGCUGGACAAGGUCAAAAUCCAGCUAGACAAGCAUCAAUAAAUGCUGGAAUUCCAAUCACUGUACCCGCUCAUGUAAUCAACAUGCUCUGUGGAUCUGGGUUGAAGGCUGUGGUUCAUGGAUAUCAGGCAAUUAAAUGCGGAGAUUCUUCAAUUGUCGUUGCAGGUGGCCAAGAGAGCAUGAGUAAUGCACCUCAUGUUGUCAAUUUACGAUCUGGUAUCAAAGUGGGUAACACUCAAUUGAUGGAUACUAUGAUAUGUGAUGGAUUGACAGAUGCAUUUGACAACAUACACAUGGGCAUCACUGCUGAAAAUAUUGCUGAAAAGUAUAAUAUUUCAAGGGAACUUCAAGAUGAAUAUGCUUUUGAGUCUCAGAAACGGACAGCACAAGCUCAAAAAAAUGGUUACUUCAAAGAUGAAAUAAUACCAGUUGAAGUGAAAGUACGACGGAAUACCAUUGUAUUUGACACAGAUGAAUUUCCAAAAAAUGAUACUACUUUAAAUUCAUUAUCUGCAUUGAGACCUGUUUUUAAAUCUAAUGGUGGUGUAGUCACUGCUGGAAAUGCAUCAGGAAUAAACGAUGGUGCUGCAGUAGUACUUUUAAUGAAUGGAGAAGAAUGCAAAAAACGUGGUUGUACUCCGUUAGCUAAAAUCGUAGCUCAUGCUGAGUGUGGGGUUGAUCCAAAAAUAAUGGGUAUUGGACCAAUACCUGCUGUGCUUAAGACAAUUGAAAAAGCUGGUUGGACAAUGGAUAGUGUGGAUAUAUUUGAAUUGAAUGAAGCAUUUGCUGCUCAAUCAAUUGCCGUUGUGCGUGAUUUAGGAUUAAAUUCAGAUAAAGUCAACAUCUAUGGAGGUGCUAUUGCAUUGGGUCAUCCUAUUGGAGCUUCUGGUGCUCGUGUAUUGGUAACAUUGGUGCACAUAUUGCUGAGGACUGGUAAAAAACGAGGCAUAGCAUCCUUAUGCGUUGGCGGAGGUAUGGGUAUUGCUGUUGCUGUCGAGACAUUAUAAUCACUGAACACUUAUUUGUUCUCUGUACAGGACAUUUGACUGUAACAUUACUGAGGAAAUAUUUAUUGAGUAUCACCUAACAUAGGAAAAUUAGGUUUUUUGAAAACAGGGUUGAUAAUUUUUUUUCAUCUUGUAUUCUAUUUAAAAUUAAAAUAUACUUUUUUGUUAAUGGGUUAUGGGCUAUGACCAACAUUUCAAUGUUUAUUAUUGUUGAUAAUUCAUUCAUUUUAAAUUAUUGUUAAUUCACAUUGAAAUGUUAUCCUGUAUUCUAAGCAUUACAUUUUUUUAAUUCAACUGUCCAAUUAAGAUGAUUUAAGUUCAUAAAUUUAAGCACAUUUUAUAUCAAUUAAUUUUAAUAUGUAUACAUUUUUAUAGAAAACAAUUUAUUAUGUAAUAAUUGAGUGUUCAUACUUUACAAUGUAUUAAACUACUUUUUUAUCAUUGCAGGUGUAAAAUCACACUUCGAUAAUUAUCUG
Messenger RNA from Diuraphis noxia (Russian wheat aphid), 1989 nucleotides. It is a transcript of the gene Acat2, whose product is annotated as Acetyl-CoA acetyltransferase 2. Lineage: Eukaryota; Metazoa; Arthropoda; Insecta; Hemiptera; Aphididae. Gene Ontology annotation, molecular function: acyltransferase activity, transferring groups other than amino-acyl groups. The record is from RefSeq and is a predicted model, not a curated record.